Messenger RNA from Gopherus flavomarginatus (Mexican gopher tortoise), 1587 nucleotides. It is a transcript of the gene GGNBP2, whose product is annotated as gametogenetin binding protein 2. The record is from RefSeq and is a predicted model, not a curated record. Gene Ontology annotation, cellular component: nucleus; cytoplasm. Bases 135 to 1553 code for a protein of 472 amino acids. NCBI's taxonomy places the organism in Eukaryota, Metazoa, Chordata, Testudines, Testudinidae. The transcript has 10 exons.
GCCUGCGGGGAGGGGGUGGCUCUGAGGAGACGCUGUAACUGGGGCCUGGGCCGUUCGCUGGCUGGUCACAGCGCCUAAGGCUGCGGACUCGCUAAGGAGCCGGCUGAAGCUAGGAGGAAGCAGCAACGGCAGAGAUGGCGCGGCUGGCUGCAGUUUGCAGAGACGGGGAGGAGGAAUUUCCCUUCGAAAAGAGGCAGAUCCCCCUCUACAUAGAUGACACCCUUACAAUGGUGAUGGAAUUUCCUGAUAAUGUGCUAAACCUUGAUGGACAUCAGAAUAAUGGUGCACAAUUAAAACAGUUCAUUCAGCGACAUAGUAUGCUUAAACAGCAGGAUCUAAAUAUUGCCAUGAUGGUGACAUCGCGUGAAGUCUUGAGUGCACUUUCUCAGCUUGUCCCAUGUGUUGGCUGUCGUCGUAGUGUGGAACGUCUGUUUUCCCAGCUUGUUGAGUCUGGAAAUCCAGCACUUGAGCCCCUUAUGGUAGGGCAAAAGGGGGUCCUUUCUGUAACUCGAAGCUGUAUGACUGAUGCAAAGAAGCUUUAUACUCUAUUUUAUGUGCAUGGGUCCAAAUUAAACGAUAUGAUAGAUGCAAUUCCAAAAAGUAAGAAGAACAAGAGAUGUCAAUUGCACUCCCUAGACACGCACAAGCCAAAGCCUUUGGGGGGUUGUUGGAUGGAUGUGUGGGAACUCAUGUCCCAAGAAUGCAGGGAUGAAGUAGUUUUAAUUGAUUCUAGUUGUCUUUUAGAAACAUUAGAAACAUAUCUGCGGAAACACAGGUUUUGCACUGACUGCAAAAAUAAAGUGCUCCGGGCAUACAAUAUUCUUAUAGGUGAACUAGACUGCAGCAAAGAAAAGGGCUAUUGUGCUGCACUUUAUGAGGGUUUGCGUUGUUGUCCACAUGAACGUCAUAUACACGUAUGCUGUGAAACAGACUUCAUUGCACAUCUCUUGGGUCGAGCUGAACCAGAGUUCGCAGGAGGGUAUGAACGAAGGGAAAGGCAUGCUAAGACAAUAGACAUAGCCCAAGAAGAGGUUUUGACCUGCCUGGGCAUUCAUCUUUAUGAAAGACUACACCGAAUCUGGCAAAAGCUACGGGCCGAAGAGCAAACAUGGCAGAUGCUUUUUUACCUUGGUGUUGAUGCUUUACGCAAGAGUUUUGAGAUGGCUGUGGAAAAAGUGCAGGGUAUUAGUCGAUUGGAACAACUCUGUGAAGAGUUUUCAGAAGAGGAAAGAGUACGAGAACUUAAACAAGAGAAGAAGCGCCAAAAACGGAAGAAUAGGCGGAAAAAUAAAUGUGUGUGUGAGAUUCCUGCUCCCUUACAGGCAACAGAAGAGAGAGAGAUAAGUCAGGCGAAGGAAAACUCAGACUUCACGGACAAUAGUUGCAAAGCCUGUGGUAGUACAGAAGAUACUAGCAGUUGUGUAGAAGUAAUUGUUACCAAUGAAAGCACUUCAUGUACCUGUCCUAGUAGUGGCACUCUUUUGGGUUCACCUAAAAUAAAGAAAGGUAUGUUUAACUUAUUUUUCAUAACUGUUUGUUCUGAAAACAUUUGAUGUAGAGUGAGGGAAGAUAUUUUCAGAUACUCUC